UUUCUCUGUGAAAAUUUCAUCGUUCCAAAAUUUUCGGAAUUUCGAUGCCGAUCAUAUGAUAAUCGUUCACGCUGAUGUCUUUUUAGUUUCGAAUGUAUUUAAGUUUACCCUAAGUGAAGUUAGUUUUAAUUUCUUUUAAUGGCUAGUCUACUAUUUAUAUCCUCGAAACACACCUCGCGUGGCAUUUGCCUCUUGUCCCAGUUCGCCAAACGGAGUUUGCAGCCCUCUGCUCGUUUACACCUCAAAGGUCGUCAACUUCUACUUUGUUCUCGGUGUUUCAAUGCAAGCAAUGGAUCAAGAAAGCUUGCAGCAAUUAGCCGAAGAUCAUUUGAAGGAGUAAAAUAUUUCCGCACUUCCUCAAUAUUCUAUGAAGAGCAAGUAGUAAACGUUCCUCCUUUUGCAGAGUCUGUAAGUGAAGGAGACAUUAGGUGGGAAAAAAAUGUUGGCGAUGAGGUAGCCACUGAUGAGGUUGUAUGUGAAAUCGAGACUGAUAAGACAUCAGUGCCUGUCCCAUCCCCUGGAAACGGUGUGAUCCUUGAGCGCUACGUGGACGAUGGAGCAUCAGUCAAAGCUGGACAGAAGUUAUUCAAGAUCAAUAUCACAGGGACUGCACCCUCUAAGGCUGCUGCUCCGAAAGCUGAAGCACCCGCUGCACCUCCCCCACCAAAAGUGGAGGCCGCUGCACCUCCUCCUCCACCUCCACCACCCCCAUCACAGCAGGCUGCAGCUCCAGCAACCCCACCACCGCCCCCAGCAGCAGCUCCAGCGGCAAAACCAAUCCCAGUUGCGGCCAUCCGACAUGCGCAGGCAAUCGAAGCAGCUACAGUGAAGGUUCCACCGGUAGAUUACAGCAAAGAAAUUUCGGGAACCCGCUCUGAACAGAGGGUGAAAAUGAACAGAAUGCGACUGCGGAUUGCUCAACGGCUGAAGGAUGCGCAGAACACCAACGCCAUGUUGACAACAUUCAAUGAAUUAGAUAUGAGCGCAAUCAUGGACUUCCGAAAAACCCACCUAGAAGCUUUCACCAAGAAGUACGGAAUUAAACUUGGAUUCAUGUCUGCAUUUGUCAAAGCUGCUGCUUAUGCCCUCCAGGAUCAACCAGUUGUCAAUGCCGUAAUCGACGAAAAUGAAAUCGUUUAUAGAGAUUAUGUUGAUAUCUCAGUUGCUGUAGCUACACCCAAAGGUUUGGUCGUUCCUGUUAUUCGUAAUGUAGAGAGUAUGAAUUAUGCAGACAUUGAGCUGACAAUCAAUGCCCUCGGCGAGAAGGCAAGGAAAGGCGCUCUAGCCAUUGAAGACAUGGACGGUGGUACUUUCACCAUCAGCAACGGAGGCGUGUUCGGGUCUCUGUUCGGAACCCCUAUUAUCAACCCACCCCAAUCUGCGAUUCUAGGAAUGCAUGGUACAUUCGAGCGCCCUGUAGCCAUUAAAGGACAGGUUGUUGUGAAACCAAUGAUGUACAUCGCGCUGACGUAUGAUCACCGAUUGAUUGAUGGUCGCGAGGCGGUGUUGUUCCUGAGGAAAAUCAAGGCUGCAGUUGAAGACCCGCGAAUAAUUCUAGCUGGCUUGUAAUAGCUUUAGAAACCACACGUCAUUCUUAGAAACAUGAUUGUCUUUCAAUGCUUCAGUCAUAACUGGCGCCUUGAAUUUCUAAUGCUAUUUUACCAAAUAAUAUUUGCACGUCUAAAUCUGCACUAUGCAUCUCAAAAUUUGUCGCACCCGUUAACCGUCAUUCGCAAUACCCAACUUUAAAGCCUAAGUAAAAGUAAUUGUUAUCUGUUAUUAUUUAAUUGUUGAAGUUGUUGUAAGCGGUUUGUAUUUAUAAGGACCAUUUUAAGUAUUGUAGUACUUACAGAAUUCAUUCCUGUGUGAUAUACAAGCAUGCUCUAAAGUCAUCUCACAAGGAAAGUAUUGUCUAAUAAAGUAUUGUAAUUAAUGCGAUAUGAGCUAUAAAAAUUUGUCAACCUCAUUUUCUCAGUGUAAAUUUCUCAUUGAUCAAUUUUGGAGUCUUCGCCUCACUGUCACUUGUUUUAUAUUGUAAUUAAUAAUGUAAACGAUUGUAAAAUUCUUACAAUGAAUAAAAGCGCAAAAACUCUUUCCAUCAA
This is a messenger RNA of Bemisia tabaci, 2102 nucleotides long. Its product is annotated as dihydrolipoyllysine-residue succinyltransferase component of 2-oxoglutarate dehydrogenase complex, mitochondrial. The record is from RefSeq and is a predicted model, not a curated record. Gene Ontology annotation, cellular component: mitochondrion; oxoglutarate dehydrogenase complex. Lineage: Eukaryota; Metazoa; Arthropoda; Insecta; Hemiptera; Aleyrodidae. Gene Ontology annotation, biological process: tricarboxylic acid cycle. Gene Ontology annotation, molecular function: nucleic acid binding; dihydrolipoyllysine-residue succinyltransferase activity.